UUGCUUUGAAAGGUCAACACCAUAGUUGUUUCUCUCACUCUACUUCAAAAUGCGUGUUCAAACCCUUCUUACUGCUGUCGCCGCUUGCGCUUCGUUGGCUGACGCCGCGCCGGUUGCCACUGAGGCGUAUGGUCCUCCUUUAAACCCUCACAUCCCGGCCGUUGAGUCCAAACGAGAAAACACGGUUGAAGCCUAUGGUCCUCCCGUUAACCCUCACAUCAUCUCGAAGAAGGAUGCCGUCGAGGCUUACGGUCCUCCCACCAAUCCUCACAUCAUCUCAAAGAAGGACACUGUUGUCGAAGCUUACGGUCCUCCUCUGAACCCGCAUAUCCCCGCCGUUGAUACCAAGAGAGACGCGGUCGAGGCUUACGGUCCUCCCACGAACCCUCACAUCAUCUCCAAAAAGGACACUGUUGUUGAUGCAUAUGGUCCUCCGACAAACCCGCAUAUCAUUUCGAAGGAGUAGAGAAGUCGAAGAAAAGUUUCGUACCAAAGGAACAGCAAAGCAACGGUUGAUGGCCGCAAGAGGCGAGGAAUUGUGGGAUUAAUUAGAUGGCCAGCGGAAACGGACGUAUUCAACUACAUGGGAGAAGACACAGAAGUACCAAUUAAGACAAUAUAUUAGCAAACAAAACGUUUUAACUCAAGCUUACUAUGGAGCCAAAGGCUGUAAAAGAUGCAAAGGGGAGAGAGAGGUGCGCGAUGUUAAGACCCUUUCUGACUUUAUUUUACUUCAUGAUGGCACGAUAGCUGCUGCAAAAGCGAAAGACUUCCGAAACCGAGAAUCGAACUCGGGGCUAUGCCUAAUCUCUCGAGGAGAUGAGAGGGCAUCAUGUUG
This is a messenger RNA of Colletotrichum phormii, 838 nucleotides long. RefSeq lists its product as uncharacterized. The record is from RefSeq and is a predicted model, not a curated record. Lineage: Eukaryota; Fungi; Ascomycota; Sordariomycetes; Glomerellales; Glomerellaceae. The transcript has a single exon. Bases 50 to 466 code for a protein of 138 amino acids.